AUGCUUUCUUCGACAGCAACCUUGCUCAUGGGAAAUCAGCUUGUAUCAAUUGAUGUUUUACGCCAGAUUUUAUCAUCAUCAUCUAAAUUAUUCCAUGGCUUGGUCUCUUCUGAUUUAAAUCCCCGCGACCAUCAAAAUUACGCGUCAUGUAUUAAAAAUCAACAUGAACAAGUCACUUCUCCUAUAUUACGCUUCCCAGUUCAUCAUAAAAACAAACAUGAUUACUUAUCUUCCGGUCAAACCCCUCGUAUGAAAUUACCAACACAAGUAGAGAUCGAACAAACUGUUGUUCGAGCAUUCGAUAAAGCGACGAAUUAUCUUGAACAAGUUGGAGUUAUGACGGUCUUGAGUAAAAACAAAUUAUAUGAUAUCGUUGGUCUUAAUAAUUAUGCUCGAGUGUUAUUUGAGGACAAGCAAAUACUCGAUAUUUUCUCGCAAGAAAACGCUGAUGAUGACGAUGAUGAUUGGGAAGUCUAUGGAUCGGAAGCCGACAACGAAAAUGAUGACGACGAUGUAAUUAGUAUUCUUCGAUACCAUGAUGAUCCAGACUCUCUACAACCAACAUUUCGCACAAUACGCGUGUGUGAUAACUCAUGUAACUUGGGUAAAUCUGAUAAACCUAAUGUUCAUAUUGUCGCUCAUACGCACGACGAUGUUUGUUGGUUAAAAACAGUCGAUCAAUAUUAUUAUGGAUCGCGUGGAGAAAUUACUCGAAAAGGUGUUCAAUAUAUUCUCGAUUCAGUUGUGCAGGCAUUAGUGGAUAAUUCCGAUCGUCGAUUUAUCUAUGUUGAAAUGGCUUUCUUUUGGCGUUGGUGGAAUCAACAAUCGGACGAUAUGCGUGAAAAAGUCAAGCGAUUAGUCAAUGAAAGUCGUUUGGAGUUUAUUUCGGGCGGUUGGUCGAUGAUUGAUGAAGCAACAACACAUUACAAUUCGAUUAUUGAUCAACAUAGUUUAGGUGCCGAAUUCUUGCAUGAUACAUUUGGUGAAUGUGCACGACCAAAAAUUGGCUGGCAAAUUGAUCCAUUUGGUCAUUCACGAGAAGUUGCUUCACUCUUUGCACAGGUUACAUUUGCUUCAAGACCUGAUAUUUGA
Molecule: messenger RNA, 1092 nt
Organism: Rotaria sp. Silwood2
Lineage: Eukaryota; Metazoa; Rotifera; Eurotatoria; Philodinida; Philodinidae
Source: the annotation of a GenBank genome assembly